GAAAUCUACAGCAUGAAGAUCGAUUCCAAAGUAACCUCACGGUUUGCUCACAAUGUGAUAAUUAGCCGAGUGGUAAAUCGAGCUAAUGUGUCAAAGGAAGCCUUCUUUGAGAUAGAGCUCCCAAAAACAGCCUUCAUCACCAACUUCAGCAUGAGUCUGGGUGGCGUAACAUAUGUGGGAGCUGUGAAAGAGAAAGAAGUUGCCCAGAAACAGUAUCAAAAAGCUGUUUCACAGGGACAGACCGCAGGGAUUGUAAAGGCAUCUGGAAGAAAAAUGGAAAAGUUUAAAGUUUCAGUUAAUAUUGGACCAACCAAAAAAGUCACAUUCGAACUAACUUAUGAAGAAUUAUUAAAACGUAACCUGGGAAAAUAUGAAAUGAAUAUCAGAGUAAACCCCAAGCAGCUUGUCAAACACUUCCAGAUUGAUGUACAUAUUUUUGAACCACAAGGCAUUUCCUUUCUGGAUGUUGAUUCCAGUUUCCUAACACAUAAUCUGACUUCCCUCGUGGAAAAGACUGUAAGAGGAACAAAGGCACACGUCUCCUUCAAACCAACACUUGAGCAACAGCGCAAGUGCCCUGAUUGUCACGACACAGUUCUGGAUGGAAACUUCAUCAUACGUUAUGAUGUCAAUAGAGACCUGUCUGCUGGCAGCAUUCAGAUUGUAAAUGGAUAUUUUGUACACCAUUUUGCACCUGCUAACUUAGCCAGGAUUCCAAAAAAUGUUGUAUUUGUGAUAGACCGCAGUGGAUCUAUGUCAGGAACUAAAAUGCACCAGACAAUUGAAGCAUUUCUAAAAAUUUUGAGUGAUAUGGCUGAAGAGGAUUAUUUUGGCAUCAUUAUCUUUGAUCAUUCUCUGUCUACAUGGAAAAAUAGCGUAUUUCAAGCAACUCCAGAGAAUGUGAACGAAGCUAAGGAUUUUGUAAGAACUAUACAAGCAGUGGGAGCAACAAACAUAAAUGAUCCCAUGUUGGAGGCAGUGAGACUUCUGGACAAGGCUCAUCAGAGAAAGCAACUGCCUGAGAGAAGCAUCUCCAUGAUUAUUUUGUUAACUGAUGGGGAUCCAAAUAGUGGAGAGUCAAACCCAUCAAAAAUUCAGCAAAAUGUUAAAUAUGCCAUAAAGGAUAGAUAUAAUGUAUAUGCCCUUGGCUUUGGUUACGAUGUUAAAUUCAGCUUUCUGGAGAAAUUGGCUCUGGAUAAUAAUGGUAUAGCACGGCGGAUCUAUGAGGAUUCAGAUGCUCCCCUGCAGCUCCAGGGAUUCUAUGAUGAAGUGGCAAAUCCCUUGCUUUUAGAUAUCGAAUUGCAAUAUCCAGAAAAUGCCAUCUCUGAUUUAACUCAGGCCAGUUUCAGACAGCAUUUUGAUGGGUCAGAAAUUGUAGUGGCUGGCAAGAUUUCAGACAAUAAUUUAGUUUCUUUCCUAAUUCUCCAACAGGCCUCUGGAAACGUGACUUUUAAUGCUGACGUGAACAUCCCAGAGGCUGAGAAUAUUAUUCAACAACAGCAAUACAUUUUCGGUGACUUCACUGAGCGUCUAUGGGCUUACCUGACCAUACAACAACUCCUAGAGCAGCGGGUUUCUGCAGCUGGAGAUGAAAAGGGAAAUCUAACAGAUAGAAUUCUGGAACUUUCAUUGAAAUACAACUUUGUUACUCCGCUAACGUCAAUGGUUGUAACAAAACCAGAGGAAAACAAGAAUGACACCUUUGUGGCUGACAAACCAUUGGAAGACGAGAAACCACGAAGUUCACACACUCCUUUGACACAUAGAUUGCCACCCUCCUACACAUAUGUUGACAGUGAUCCUCAUUUUAUCAUUUCCAUCAACAACAAUAAUGAUGCUGUCUGUUUCAACAUUGAUGGGAAGCCUGGUACGGUUCUCAAUCUGAUCUCAGAUCCUCAUACAGGGUUUGUGAUAAAUGGCCAGUUGAUAGGAGAUAAAAAAAUAGAAAACAACAAGAAAAUAAGUACCUACUUUGGAAGAUUUGGAAUUAUGAACAACAACAUGGAUAUAAAAUUUGAAGUAUCGACUGAAGCCAUCACAGUGUUUCACAGAAAAGAGAAGAUGAUUUUCCCAUGGUCAGCAACAGCAUCUAUAAUGAAACAGAGCUUCUCAAUCUCGAUCAUGAAAGAAAAGAAUGUCACAGUGACAAUCGGAGAUGAUGCGACAUUUGUUAUUUUAUUGCAUCGUGUCUGGAAAUACCAUCCUCUACACAGAGAUUUCCUUGGAUUUUAUACACUUAAGGGUCACCAACUCUCAAAUAAGACCCAUGGAUUACUGGGUCAGUUUUACAAUGGAGUGACUGCUGAGGUAUAUAAUAUCCACCCUGGCUUAGAUGAAGGCAAACCUGAUGCAACAAUGAUUGUGAAGGGUAAUAAACUAAGAGUCACAAGGGGGUACCAGAGAGAUUUCAGACUCAAUCCAAAGCAAGGUGUCAGAAUUCCAUGCUGGUUUAUUCACUACAAUGGAAAAGGAUUCAUUGAUGGGACACCUGCUGAUUAUGUUCUUUCUUCGUUAUUUGACUCUGUUUAUCCAAGAUUUGAGAUUAGGUGGUGA
This is a messenger RNA of Hypanus sabinus (Atlantic stingray), 2553 nucleotides long. RefSeq names its product inter-alpha-trypsin inhibitor heavy chain 3a, tandem duplicate 1 (gene itih3a.1). The record is from RefSeq and is a predicted model, not a curated record. Gene Ontology annotation, molecular function: serine-type endopeptidase inhibitor activity. Gene Ontology annotation, biological process: hyaluronan metabolic process. The transcript is spliced from 19 exons. Lineage: Eukaryota; Metazoa; Chordata; Chondrichthyes; Myliobatiformes; Dasyatidae. The coding region runs from base 13 to 2553 and encodes 846 amino acids.